UGUGUGUGUUUGUCUGACUGACUUCCUCUUCUCUAAGUUUUGGGUGUGACUUGAACAAACUUGUUCUCCUUUAAUGUUGUGAGUUAACAGUCAGUGUUGCUGUUUUCCCUCUCAGACUGACUUCAGAUCAGAAGAUGAGUGAUCGUGUGGAGGAAGAGGAGGACGGAGCAGAGUCUGUAGUAUCUGGUUGUCUGUCUAUGAAGAGUGACCGGUCCAGAAAAGAACCUCUGAACUUCAGUAAUGAACCUGGAGCCUCAGACACAAAAGUUUCAUACAGACAGAGAGCAGAGUCUGUCAUGUCCGGCUGUCUGUCUAUGAAGAGUGACCGGUCCAGACAUGAACCUCCAGUCUUCAGUAAUGAACCUGGACCCUCAGACACAAAGAAGAGGAAGAGGAGUGAUGAGGAGGAGCAGCUGUCCUGCUGUGCUUUAUGUCAGGACGUCCUGAAGGAUCCCGUCUCUACCAGCUGUGGACACUGGUUCUGCAGACGCUGCAUCAGCUCAUACUGGGACCAGUCUGCUUCACCAGGAGACUCCCCCUGUCCCCAGUGUGGACAAAGAUCCAGAACCAUGCCUUGUGGUCUGCAGGAGGUUUUAGAUGAGCAUAAGAUCAGUCUGAGGAGGAGAUGUGAACGUGUGACUGAAGGAAGUGAUGGAACAGGAAGUGGAACCCUCCUCAACAGGAUCUACACUGAGCUCUACAUCACAGAGGGACAGAGUGAAGAGGUUAAUACCCAACAUGAGGUGAGGCAGCUGGAGACAGCUUCCAAGAAGAAGACCGUCCACGACGCUCCAAUCAAGUGCCAGGACAUCUUUAAAGCCUUACCUGACCAACAGGGACACAUCAGAGUGGUUCUGACCAACGGCGUCGCUGGCGUUGGAAAAACCUUCUCGGUGCAGAAGUUCAGUCUGGACUGGGCAGAGGGUUUGGAGAACCAAGAUGUCAGUGUGGUGAUUCUGCUUUCCUUCAGGGAGCUGAACUUGAUCAGAGGUGAGCAGUACAGUCUUCUGGAGCUGCUCCAUGUUUUCCAUCCAACAUUACAGAAGGUCACAGCAGAGAAGCUCGCCGUCUGUAAACUUCUGUUCAUCUUUGACGGCCUGGAUGAAAGCAGACUUUCUCUGGAUUUCAACAACAAGGAGGUUGUGUCUGAUGUCACACAGAAGUCAUCGGUCAACGUGCUGCUGACAAACCUCAUCGAGGGGAAUCUGCUUCCCUCGGCUCUCGUCUGGAUAACUUCCCGACCCGCGGCGGCCAAUCAGAUCCCUCCUGCGUGUGUCGACAGGGUGACAGAAGUACGAGGCUUCACUGACGCCCAGAAGGAGGAGUACUUCAGGAGGAGGGUCAGUGAUGAAGAGCGCUCCAGCACAAUCAUCUCACACAUCCAGACGUCCAGGAGCCUCCACAUCAUGUGUCUGAUCCCAGUCUUCUGCUGGAUCACUGCUACAGUUCUGGACCACAUGUUGACUACAGAGCAGAGAGGAGAGCUGCCCAAGACCCUGACUGACCUGUACUCACACUUCCUGCUGGUUCAGACAAAGAAGAAAAAGCAGAAGUACGAUGAGGGACAUGAGAUGAGUCCACAGGAGCUGAUGGAGGCUGACAGAGAAGUUCUUCUGAAGCUGGGGAGGCUGGCGUUUGAACAGCUGCAGAAAGGAAACAUCAUGUUCUACCAAGAAGACCUGGAGCGCUGUGGUCUCCAUGUCACAGAGGCCUCGGUGUACUCAGGAGUUUGUACAGAGAUCUUCAAAAGAGAGAGUGUGAUCUUCCAGAAAACAGUCUACUGCUUCGUUCAUCUGAGCGUUCAGGAGUUUCUGGCUGCAGUCUACAUGUUCCACUGUUACACCACCAGGAACACAGAGGUACUGGAGGCUUUUCUGGGGAAAGACUGGGACAUGAAAAACAGUGACCCAUCCCUGGAUGUCUUCCUGAGGAGAGCCAUGGAGAAAUCCCUCGAAAGUAAAAAUGGCCACCUGGACUUGUUUGUUCGCUUCCUUCAUGGCCUCUCUCUGGAGUCCAACCAGAGACUGUUAGGAGGCCUGCUGGGUCACACAGACAACAGUCCAGAAGUCAUCCAGAGAGCCAUCAACAACCUGAAGGAGAUGAAGACUAAGAAGAUCUCUCCUGAUAGAAGCAUCAACAUCUUCCACUGUCUGAUGGAGAUGAACGACCUCUCAGUACAUCAGGAGAUCCAAGAGUUCCUGAAGUCAGAGAACGGAUCAGGGAAGUACAUCUCUGAGAUCCACUGCUCAGCUCUGUCCUACAUGCUGCAGAUGUCAGAGGAGGUUCUGGAUGAGUUGGACCUGAAUAAUUACAACACAACAAGGGAGGGAAAACAGAGACUGGUUCCAGCUGUGAGGAACUGCAGGAAAGCUGAACUUUCUGGCUGUGAACUCUCUGAGACUCACUGUGAAGUCGUGGCCUCAGCUCUGAAGUCCAACCCCUCCCAUCUGAGAGAGCUGUACAUGAGCUCCAACUCUGACCUGAAGGAUUCAGGAGUGAAGCGUCUGUGUGCUGGACUGGAGAGUCCAAACUGCAGACUGGAGACUCUGAGAUUGAGGAGCUGCAGUUUGUCAGAGAUCAGCUGUGCUUCUCUGACUUUAGCACUGAAGUCCAACCCCUCCCAUCUGAGAGAGCUGUGGCUGGAAGGAAACAAGCUGCAGGAUUCAGGAGUGAAGCUGCUGUGUGAUUUUCUGCAGAGUCCAAACUGCAGACUGGAGACUCUGAAAUUGUGGAACUGCAGUUUGACAGGGAUCAGCUGUACUUCUCUGGCUUUAGCUCUGAAGUCCAACCCCUCCCAUCUGAGAGAGCUGUGGCUGUAUGGAAACAACCUGCAGGAGUCAGACGUGAAGCUGCUGUGUGAUCUGAAGGAGAGUCCACACUGCAGACUGGAGACUCUGAGUUGGUAGUGAUCUCCAGUAAAGUCCAGUCCAGCAUGGUCCCUGUGUUCCUCUGAUGUGACAGAGUAUCAUCAGAGGAUGUGGACUGCUCUGCUGCUGCUCUGUCCUUCUCUCUGCAGACACACUGAAUUCAGAUUAUAUGAAUGAAUGAAACAACAGACGGAGGUGGAGGAGUCUCAGAGUUCCUCUGCACAUUAGUUCUCUUCAUGACAACAUGACUGUACAUCAACACAUUUAGAUGCAUAUGUCUGCUUUGUGUUCUGUUACAGCUCCACCCUGUGGAAUAAAGGGGAAUUGUAGUUAAUUUCCACAGAUUUGUAAAUAACCAAAGAAGUUGAUCUUACCUUAUUACUACCAUAUUGGCAGUUUCUCAUAUAAUAACAGAUGAAUAUUUGCUUGUUGUAGAAGAUAAAACCUUUAAGGCUUUAAUAAAGUUUAUCAGCUGAAAACUAACAGAUUAUGUUUAAAGUACUUGUCCUGUCACCAGACAAUUAUUCACAACUCUCGAGUCUUGAAAGAGUUUCUAAACAUAUCUCCUGAUAACAUGGGUAUAAAUAUUUACUAUCAGAAUAUUUUUUUCUUGCUUGAAAUUUCAUUAUCUUUACAAAAUGUGACUCAUUAAAGUUGUUAUCCAUUUUUUUGUCAACUCUGAGAUUUCUUUAAAAGGUAAUUUAAUUAUAUAUAAAAAUAAUUAGUUCUCACUUCCUGUUCCUAAAAAUUGACUGCACUUAUAUAGAGCUUUUAUCCAAAGCGCUUUACACUACAGACUGCGCUCUUUCACCUGCCACCAUUGGGAGUUCAUUCACACACCGAUGAAUGCAGCACCGGGAACCAUUUAAAAAAUGACCCUAUUAUAGUCUGUUGAUACAUAUUAUCAUGUAACUUAUGCAGAAAUGAC
Molecule: messenger RNA, 3795 nt
Organism: Centropristis striata (black sea bass)
Lineage: Eukaryota; Metazoa; Chordata; Actinopteri; Perciformes; Serranidae
Product: NLR family CARD domain-containing protein 3-like
Exons: 8
Coding region: 135-2906 (923 amino acids)
Molecular function (GO): protein binding
Source: RefSeq, a predicted model, not a curated record